GAUAAUGAUGACGAUGUGAAAGGCUGUCAAAUUAAAUAAGCACUUACUCGCAAAUGGCUGUUGGACGUUCGAGCGUACGGUACGUGUUUAAAUGCAAAGAAAUUCCUAAGCGAAGGUGCGGCUGAAAAUCUGAAUAGGCAGAAGAGGAAGCAUAAGUAAUAUAAUAAUAUACAUAAAUAUAUGCUAAUAAAAUGUCUAUGGUGCGUGUUGAGAAAAAAUAGAAUAAGGAAAAAGAAAUUGCUAAAUUGAGUUGCAAAGAUUCAAAUGAAAUUCAAUUAAAUUUAAUGAUGCAGUGGCGAUAAUGAUCGCAUAAAGCAUUUAAUAUAAAGCGUGCAAAUUUCAAAAUAAUCGUAAUUUUUUGUAGUAGCCACAUAAAAGUGAAAAAUAUAAAAAAAUCGUUGUAUGAAUACAGCGCAAAUACACUUCAUCUGAGUAUAAAAUCUAUGCAUAUACCUUUGAUGUGUAUGUAUUUGUGUAGGUACUACUUAUAGCAAGGCGCGCAAGGCGUAUGAGUAACCUAAAAUACCCAACUGAAUCACGCGACGUUCUAAUACAUUAAAACCAAGUAGUGGGACAAAGGAGGAACCAGUGUAUUUGAGAAUUAAGUGAAAUUUAGCGAGAUUUGCAGUAACCUGCAUACAAUCAACAACUACAACAACCACAACCAAAAAAUCGUAAAAACGGCGUAUAGUAAUCUAGCAAAAGCACACAAAUACAAUUUAUACUGACAUAUAGCACGCACACACACACACACGCCUACAUACACGUGCACACCACCUACAACGACACAUACAACCAAAUAGCGCAUAUUUGAGAGUCACGUAGUUAUAUGCCAAUUGAGUGCCUUAUAUCCUUUGAUAAUAAUCCUCAAGGUGUUUACUAUGCUGGACAGGAGCUAUCCGGCAUUGUUGACCUCAGCGUCGACGCAACAAAGCGCAUUAAAGCAAUACACAUCACAGUUAGCGGCUAUGCAAAGAUACGCUGGAUAAAAAAGGGCUACCCACGCGAUAGUGAACGUGCUAUGUGUCGUGCUUAUCGUUCGUAUUUGUCGUCACGCUCGUAUGUGCUCGGCUCGUGUGCGAACAGUUCGUGUAUGGACUGGUCGGCCGGCGAUUAUUCGUAUACGUUUCACGUAAUACUGCCAGAGAAUCUGCCUACUUCGUUCGAUGGAAAAUAUGGGCAGAUUCAUUACGAGAUUAUCACCACAAUCGAUCGGCCAGCCCGAUAUCCGAAAGUCUUCAAGUUGCCAUUUACGGUAAUACAACCGUUGGAUUUGAAUGUGGACACUAUUUAUAGGGUUCCCCUCGAAAUCCUCGAUCGUAAGCGCUUCUGGAGCUUUUGCUGCCCCACAGGCCCGUUAACUGUGAAAUUCUCCACACCCUAUUGCGGUUAUGCACCCGGCCAAAAAAUCCAUUUCGUCCUUUAUAUCAAUAAUGAAUCGUCCAUUGACAUUACCGACUGUGAAGUGAAGCUGAAACAGGAGGUUAGCUACGAAUCGCAUGAUCCACAACAUGAAUACCGUUAUGACAAACAUCUCAUCGCACGCAAACAAUUCGGUAAUGUUCUGCGUUGGAGCCGUAAAGUGUAUCGUGGUUUUCUUAGUUUACCUUCCAUACCGCCGUCAUCACUGAAAAUCGCUUGUCCUAUCAACAUCACGUAUCUGAUAAAAGUCAUUAUUAAACCAACUGACUUUCAUUGGAAAAUGAAAUUGAAAAUACCCUUAACCAUUGGUAGUAUACCGAUUAUAGAUAGCAUGGCAGCAGCUGCAGGAUUGCCAAGCUUAUUAGAAACACAAUAUGCGGUGAGUCGUGGCUAUUAUAGCGGGCGAAGACUGCAGGACAUAGCAGCGUUACGACAAAAUGUGAGCGAAAAUGAGCAACAUUUUGCUGGUGGUGAAGGUGGAGCAGGUGAAAGCGGUGAUCAGCAAAUGAAUGCGGAUAUGGCAGGUGGAGCGAAUGGUGAACAAACAGUACCAACACUGCUAAUAACCGAUGGUGAUAAUCCGCCCGACUAUAAGCUUAUGAUGCCACCUUCCUACGAGGAUGCCAUGGCGUUAAGUGAUAAAUUCUGUGAUGACAGCGAAUACUUGCAAAAUGUCAGCCUAAGUAGUAUUGUCUCCAAUGGCACGACAGAGUCGUUCAAGCCACGCUACCCCGUCUACUAUGAAUACGAAACGCCAAUCAUACCGCCCGAAACACUGUACGAUGAAUCACCCUCGCAGCUGCGUAUCGAACUACAGACAUCGGAUUCAUCAGAGGCAUCACAUCAACCGCUUAGUGCCGCCAGUUUCAAUGUCUUUCGUAAAGAGAAGAAAUAAAUUAUCGUAAGGACUUCAAGAAGUGCUUAGUAAGGCUAAAUAAAAAAUAACAAAAAAUUAAUUUAAAUUUCAUACAAAUGAAGUCGGAUAUCACUGUGUGAUAUCUGAUACGCACAUAUUAUAAUUAACGGUAACAAAGUAAGAAAAUUGCUGUAAUCUUAAACUCAUUUAAGUAACGAUAAUGAAGGCGAAAAAUUAAAAAGGAAAAAGAAAAAAACGAUUAUUCGUUCUAUCAACACUUUAAAAAUAUAGAUAAAACAUAGAUAUAGAAAUAUAUGUAUAUGUAAAUGUCAAAAUCAUAAAACGCACCCACUCACUGAAAUACACACUUAUGCAUGUAAUGCGCAUACUAUGAAAGCUUAAGUACUCAUAAAAUAAUUAAAUAAGUAGCUAUUUAGAUAACUGAAAUCUUUAAGUUCAACAAUGAUUUGAAACACCAUAUUAAAGCCAAACAAACAAGGGUACAUACAGUAUUGUGCAAAAUCUUAGCAACUUUUGAAUGGAUGGAGAAUCAUGCCAACACAUGCCAACAAGAUAGGGUGCGGUCGACCUGUUCAAUAAAGCCUGUUGCUUACGUUCAGCUGAUAACCUGAGCGAAGAAGUUACUAUGCGUAGGAUGUUAUAAUUGCAAGAGUUAGAAACAGGUAGGAAAAGAAGUGCCUAUUUAUUAUCAACCUUAAUAACUACUGAGAUACACGGCCCGGGAAAAAAUUUAGCACUUCAACAUUUUGACCAAUACAGACUACUUUCUUGUUUUGCUUUUGAUUGUUUAUUAAUUUUUUUUAUAAAAAUAUAGCUCAUUAACUAACAAAAAUUAUAUGAAUCCGAAUUUUAAACUUUGCUCAAAAAUUAAAAAAAUUCGCCAAUUUUUCAUUAAAAUUUCCAACUUUUUAAUCAAAUUAAAAAAAAUAUGUACAUGUUUUACAACUUAUUAGAUUUUUGUGUAAUAAACUGUAAGUUUCCAAUGGCUCAAUAAUCCAGCUGAUGUUUUGGAAUUUUUUUCCUUGACGAUGUUGAGCAAUUGCUCCAUAUACCACAGAAAUUUUGCGCAUUCGUUAUAUGGAGAAAAAUUCAUAUAAUCAUCAAAGGAAAAAAUUAUAAAAAAUCAACUUUUGCAACUAAAAUUUAAUAAGGUAUAAAACUGCAUACCAAACGUUUUUAUAAAAUGUCUAAUUAAAAACUUUGUGCUAACCAAAAAAAUAAAAAAAAAAUGUUCAUUGAAAUUUUAAAGUUUGCAACCAUAAUUUUUAGAAAAAUUUAGAAUAUGCGGCAUUAUAGCCCCAUUAGAAGGGGCUACAAAAUCGCGUUGACUUAAGAUUUUUUUUCCUUGACAAUGUUGCGCAUUCUCUUCAUGUAAGAAAAAAAGUCAAGCAUUCGUUAAGUGCAAGAAAAUGCAGAACACCGUUAAAAAAAAUUGUCGAAAAUCAACGCGAUUUUUGAGUCACUUGAAACUUACUCUUCAACAUACAAAAAUUAUAUAGGCUCAGAAAUUGCGAUGUUAGAAUUAUUCUAAAACUUCUGAUUAAAAAAUCCGAAAUAUCGGUGGAAAUUUUAUUGAAUUCUAUUUCUAAUUUGGGCAGCGCUUGUAACUGAGUUUUACUUAUACGAGUAUGGUUUUGUUGUAGUAUGAACGAUGUUUUUAUGGAUAAUUAAUAAAAAAAAAUAAAAAAAUAAAUUAAAUAGAAAUAAAUAAAUAGUCAAAAGUUUGCAAUUUGUCGCGCUGCUGUUGUUGAGGACACAGGUGCACAUGUUUGAGCUCAAAAUGGACUUCCUAAGACUCAGUUACCUAUGAUUCAUCAUCAUAGCAUCACAGUUCGGAGUGAACCAUUUCUUCCGUUGCAAUUCGCUUGUGGGUCACCCGGUCAUCAGCUUUUCGUUUAAUAAAAUAUAUGUCCAUAGCUCCAAGGUCGCCUUCAACGUUAUCUCUUCAUUGUUUUCUCGGCUGGCCUCUUCUUCUGCCGCCUUGACGAUUUGUUUCGAAGAUAUUUUUUAGAGUUCUAUUGUUGCUCAUUCGUAAAAUGUGUUCGCACCAUCGAAUCUCUUGCGCUUUGACGUACAUGAUUACAUUUGCACCCCUGAUAAUUGUGUCUAACUGGUUGUUGUACCGAAUGCGGUAAGAACCGUCUUCAAGUUGACAGGUCCAUAUAUUUUUCUUAGAAUCUUUCAUUUUACUGGAUUUCAGAACCCGUAUGUGAGUGUAGGUCUUAUACCGUUGUGUAAAUUGAAAUUGUAGCUUCUGGUUUCUAGAAAGUAAUCUCAACUUCAUCAACUUUGUAUGCGCCAAAGAAGACUUAUUUGCAGCUUGUAUCCGGUCUUGUAUGGCACUAGAUGUAUAUUUCUGUGUGAUCAGCAUAACUUCAAGAUACUGAAAUUCAUUGACCAUUUCAAAGCUAUUGCUGCCAAUUUGUAAGUUAUGUGUUGCGUUGCGGGCUGCACCUUCCAUAUAUGUAUUUAGUUUUUUCUCAGUUAAUGAUAAGUCCUUUCAUCCUAGCAGAUGAUUCUAGAUGCAUAAAUGUUUCUUGUACAACCUGUUUGUUUCUGGCUAUUAUUACGAUGUCAUACGCUUAGGCACAAAUUUAUGUGGAUUGGGAAAAACUUGUGCCUCCGGGAUCUAUAUCAGCUAUAACAGCAUGAAAGCGCAUCUCCCUAUUUUAAACCUGGGAUCACUUCUCACUUUUGUCCAAGUGUUUGGUAAUGUUAUGCCAAUCAGGCGUACUAUGUAGUUUACAAGGUACAUAUGCCUAACAUCUUUAAAAUUACCUAUCAAACUUAGCGUUAAAGCCCGUGUAUAUUUUUUACACUUCCAACUGACAAGAGUGAGAAGAAAUGUAUACUGUGAAGUUUUGUUUCACUUGUUUCGGAAUAUAUUAGAAUAAUAGAUAUUUAUUUUCUUUUGUAUAAAGGACUAGCAUUCCCCAGUGGGCUUCGCACCACCAUACAUAAAAUGUUUUUUUAUAUUGA
Molecule: messenger RNA, 5278 nt
Organism: Anastrepha ludens (Mexican fruit fly)
Lineage: Eukaryota; Metazoa; Arthropoda; Insecta; Diptera; Tephritidae
Product: arrestin domain-containing protein 17
Exons: 5
Coding region: 830-2317 (495 amino acids)
Biological process (GO): protein transport
Cellular component (GO): cytoplasm
Source: RefSeq, a predicted model, not a curated record